CACGAACACCGGCCGCGCCGUGCGCUAAUUAUAAUCUCCGAGCACAUCGCUUUCGUCCACCCGCCCUCACUCCACGGCGCGGCGUCUCGCCGUCCCUUUCACUCGCGCAAUGGCGCCACCGCGCACACUAUUUAUACCACCACGGCCGCGCCGUACACUCAUCGCCACCCCACACUCCAGUCUCCAGCCAUGGCCGCCCCCGCCGCCGGCCGGUUGCUCCCCUUGCUGCUGCUGUUUCUGCUUGCGCUGCUCCUCGUCGAUGACGACGCAGCCGCCGCUUCCAGUGUGACGUACGACAACCGCUCCCUCAUCAUCGACGGCCGCCGCCGCCUCCUCAUCUCCACCUCCAUCCACUACCCGCGCAGCGUUCCUGCGAUGUGGCCCAAGCUGGUGGCGGAAGCCAAGGAAGGCGGCGCCGACUGCAUCGAGACCUACGUCUUCUGGAACGGCCACGAGAGCGCCCCCGGCCAGUACUACUUCGAGGACCGCUUCGAUCUGGUGCAGUUCGCGAGGGUUGUCAAGGACGCCGGCCUCUACCUCAUGCUGCGCAUCGGCCCCUUCGUCGCCGCCGAGUGGAACUUCGGGGGCUUGCCGGUGUGGCUGCAUUACAUACCUGGAACGGUGUUCCGCACCAACAAUGAGCCGUUCAAGUCUCACAUGCAGAGCUUCACCACGAAAAUCGUGGACAUGAUGAAGAAUGAGCAGUUCUUUGCUUCGCAGGGCGGGCACAUCAUCCUAGCUCAGAUUGAAAAUGAGUAUGGAGGUGAUGAACAAGCGUACGGGGCCGGUGGCAAGGCAUACGCGAUGUGGGCAGCUAGUAUGGCUCUGGCUCAGAACACUGGUGUCCCUUGGACCAUGUGCCAGCAGUCUGAUGCUCCUGAUCCUGUGAUAAACACCUGCAACUCAUUCUACUGCGAUCAGUUCGAGCCAAAUUCUCCAACCAAGCCAAAAAUUUGGACCGAGAAUUGGCCAGGAUGGUUCCAGAAUUUUGGUGAAAGUAAUCCCCACAGACCCCCUGAGGAUGUUGCAUUUUCUGUUGCACGUUUUUUCGGGAAAGGUGGCAGCGUCCAGAAUUACUAUGUGUACCAUGGUGGAACAAACUUUGGUCGCACUACUGGAGGACCGUUCAUUACAACUAGCUAUGACUAUGAUGCACCAAUUGAUGAAUAUGGCCUUAGGAGACUUCCAAAAUGGGCACAUCUGAAGGAGCUUCACAAAUCUAUAAAAUUGUGCGAACACUCUCUGCUUUAUGGAAACUCAACAUUACUUUCUCUUGGCCCUCAACAAGAGGCUGACGUUUACACUGAUCACUCAGGAGGAUGUGCUGCAUUCCUAGCUAACAUCGACUCGGAAAAUGACAAAGUUGUCACUUUUAGGGACAUACAAUAUGAUCUUCCUGCUUGGUCAGUUAGUAUCCUACCUGACUGCAAGAAUGUGGUUUUCAAUACUGCAAAGGUUCGGUCUCAAACUUUGAUGAUGGACAUGGUUCCGGAAACUCUGCAAGCAUCACAACCUGAUCCAUGGAGCAUUUUUACAGAAACGAUUGGGACUUGGGAUAAAAAGGACUUCAUACAAAAUGGAUUUGCAGACCAUAUUAAUACAACGAAAGACUCUACUGACUACCUGUGGUAUACAACAAGUUUUGAUGUGAACAUAAGUUACCCUGCAAGUGGGAACCAUCCAGUUCUUAAUAUUGACUCCAAAGGCCAUGGUGUACACGCAUUCCUGAAUAAUGUGCUUAUAGGUAGUGCAUAUGGUAAUGGCUCACAAUCAAGUUUCAGUGUGCAUAUGCCCAUUAAUUUGAAGACUGGGAAGAAUGACAUUGCACUACUGAGUAUGACUGUUGGAUUGCAUAAUGCAGGAAUCUAUUAUGAAUGGAUAGGAGCUGGCCUUACAAGUGUUAACAUCUCUGGAAUAAAAAAUGGAACCAUAGAUUUGUCUUCAAAUAAUUGGGCAUACAAGAUUGGGUUGGAAGGUGAACAUUACAGUUUGUUCAAACCUGAUCAGGCCAAUAACCAAAGGUGGCGGCCACAAUCUGAGCCACCAAAAGAUCAGCCUUUGACAUGGUACAAGGUAAAUGUUGAAGUUCCACAAGGAGAUGACCCAGUUGGGUUAGACAUGCUGUCUAUGGGGAAAGGCCUGGCUUGGUUGAAUGGAAAUGCCAUAGGGAGGUAUUGGCUCCGGACUAGUUCUACUGAUGACAGGUGCAAUUCAAGCUGUAACUACAGAGGGACAUUUUCUCCAGACAAGUGCAGAUCUGGGUGUGGGAAGCCAACUCAAAGAUGGUACCAUGUCCCAAGGUCAUGGUUUCACCCAUCAGGGAACACCCUUGUGGUUUUUGAGGAGCAGGGUGGGGAUCCCACGAAGAUUACAUUUUCAAGAAGAGUCGCGACAAGCAUUUGUUCCUUUGUGUCAGAGAACUAUCCUUCCGUUGAUCUGGAGUCCUGGGAUAGAAGUGUCUCAGAUGAUGCCAGAGUAGCAGCAAAAGUACAAUUGUCUUGCCCCAAGGGCCAAAAAAUCUCUUCCAUUAAGUUUGCAAGCUUUGGAGACCCCAGUGGAACAUGCAGAUCCUACCAACAAGGAAGCUGCCACCAUCCAAGCUCUCUAUCUGUCGUUGAGAAGGCCUGUCUGAACAUCAAUAGCUGUACAGUUUCACUGUCAAAGGAGGGAUUCGGAGAAGAUAUAUGCCCUGGCGUCACCAAAACACUUGCCGUUGAAGCAGACUGUUCGUAGUGAGUUCUACUCAUCUAAGAGUUCCGACAACUGCAAAUAU
Messenger RNA from Lolium perenne, 2773 nucleotides. RefSeq names its product beta-galactosidase 3. Lineage: Eukaryota; Viridiplantae; Streptophyta; Magnoliopsida; Poales; Poaceae. Gene Ontology annotation, molecular function: hydrolase activity, hydrolyzing O-glycosyl compounds; carbohydrate binding. The record is from RefSeq and is a predicted model, not a curated record. Gene Ontology annotation, biological process: carbohydrate metabolic process.